Molecule: messenger RNA, 3474 nt
Organism: Caenorhabditis auriculariae
Lineage: Eukaryota; Metazoa; Nematoda; Chromadorea; Rhabditida; Rhabditidae
Source: the annotation of a GenBank genome assembly
AUGGAGGCCAUGGCGGGGGUGGAGGCGGAGGACACUCAGGUGGACAUCAUUCAGGAGGUAUUAUCAUCAUUUUUUUAAAUAAAAUAAUUAAAUUCAGGACAUCACAGUGGUAGUUACAGUGGCUGGGGAGGACACCAUCAUCCUUACGGAUCGUUGGUUUUUAUCCUUAAAUUUUAUUGGGAAAAGUUCAAUCCUUAAUGAGCAUCCCGAAAUGUUGUUAUCGCGAGUUAAAACCGGAAUAAAUCAAUUAUUAUCUAUAACAAAAAAAAAGCGUGGACGCACGUAGAAUGGCUCAACGCGUCGCGGUCACGAUCAAAAAAAGAUUAUUUGAAAAAAUUGCUUUUUCUCAUGUGUUCAAAUUUCCGCAAAAUGCAAAAAUAUCUCUGACUCUCCAAGAUUAAGUUAUCUUUUUCACUUUCUGACGGAUAUUUUGAAUUUUUCGGAAUCUCUUUGAACACGGCAUCAAAAUUCUAGCCGAUGUGGUCUUUAGGCGAAUUUUUCAAUAGUUUCCGACAACCGGCGCGCGCAAACCGUUUCGGGUCGGACGCAAGCCAUUCUAUGUGCGCCCUGAGCUUCUAACUCAGCAAGACUGUAGUUUAUACUGACAAGAGGUCUUAGAUAACAUUAAAAUGCAUCAACAACUGGUGAAAUUUAAACAAGAACUGAAAAAUUAUUGACUCAGCGAAUCUCGUCUAAUAUAUAUUUCAAAUUUUACAAAAAAAAAAUCAAAAAUUUUUUUUUAGAUAUGGAGGAGGCUACAGCAACUACUACGAAAGUUUUUCUUGAGAUAUCGACAAAAAUGAUGAAAAUUUGCAGGCUACAGCGGCUACACUGGUUACAAUGGAGGCUACGGGACCAAUUAUUACUAUCCAAGUUACGGAUACUCCAGCUACAGUCAGCCCUAUUACGGGUACAGCUACUAUCAGCAACAGACAAGCUGUCAAAGUGAGAUGAGGGAAAAAUGGAAAUUUUUGAAAAAUCAUCUGGCAAGGAAACCUUUCUCACUAACCCCCUCCCCCCCUUCCCCCGGUUGAACUUUUGCUGAAACUUCGCUGAAGCGUACAUUAUGACCCCCUAAUUCUAGAACAAAAAGAAAAUUUCUCGCAAUAGAUCUCGUUUUCGAGUUAGGACACUUCAAAAGCCCGAAAUAGCCCUUUUUGGCCCAAUUUGCGUAUUUACACACUUUGAAGCUCCAGAACUCGGAAACAAGAUCUAUUGCGAGAAAUGUUUUUCUUGAUCUGCAAUCAGGGGUCCUAAAGUACACUUCAGAAAAGUUUCAGCAUAAGUUCAACUGGGGUAAAAAACGUUCCUGGUCAUGGUUGAACUUUUACGGAUCUCCUGGUUCCAAAAAAAUAAAAUUUUCUCUACUUUCGAUCUCUAGGAGAGUUACGACACUUGAAAGUUGGAAAACUACACAAAAUUUGAGUGAAAAAUGCCGGUUUUUUGCUUUUUUUUUAAUAUUAGGAGGUCCUGGGGCCAGCCAAUUUGAUCAAAUUUUCAAUUUUUUGGAAGCUCAUUUUUGGAUAACCCGAACCUGCUUUGAUUCAAAAUCGGUAGAAUGCUUAACCAUUUCAAAAUCUGAAUAGAAUAUAAUUUAAUCGUUCUUUAACAUUUUUUUAAAAAAAUCUUUCUAGUUUUUUUAGUUUUUGAAGCAAAAAGUCAAAAAAAUAAAAGAAAAUGAAAAAGGUCACGAAAAAAACUUGCGACCGUCGAUUAAAUUUUAUUACUGAUAACUUAAUGUUUCAAAUAAAAUGACGUCAUUUACAGACUCCCAAUUGGUCGACUACGUCAACGGCGCCCCACGGUACUACUGCGAUUGCCCACCGGCCUCUCAAAUUAUCAAUAUUAUCAAUGUUCUCCUUAUUACAGUGGCAAAUAAAGCACUAUAAAAAAAAUUUUUUUAUUAAAUAUUAUGUUUUUGUUUUUUUCACCUCUUUUCUGUUGCGAUUAAACCUAAUAAUUGUCGUGUGUGUUAUAAUAAAUAUCUUUUUUUGGCUUGAAAAUCUUACAAAAAAACAGUAAACCAAAAAUUAUUUUUACUGUGACGCCGCUUUACGCAAAAAUAAGAAGAGGCGCCAAAAAAAAGUAGAAAACAUACGAUUUAAUCAUAUCAGAGUUGAUUUCGAAAAAAAUCCUCUACAAUUAGAACUGCGAAAAGAAUUCUAAAAUUGAAAAAAAAUCCAAAUUUUAACGACCGUAUGACGAAUAUUGAAGAUCCGUGACCUUUUUCUGAUAAAAAGCAUUUUUUUAAUGAUUUUCUUCAUUAUGUUGUUUAGGAAUCAAACACCAAUUAACUACCUUGAAAACGAUGUCGAGAAACAAAGUUACGGACUAAAAAACAACAAAAAACGCCGCUCAUUUUUCUUUUUUUUCUCAGAAAAGGUGAUGCGAAAUUUCAUACUUUUACUGGCUCUAAUCGCAAGUUUUGAAGGUAAGGAUAUUCUUAAAAAAAUUAAUUAAAUAUUAUUCGAAAAUAUCUUCUACAGUGAUAACCAGAACUACCUCACGAUUCUUGAAAAAACUUUAAAGUUGCAAAAAAAAAAAUGAAGCUGAGCCGAAAAAGAGCAUUCCAUUCAUAGUAAAGCCUAGAAAAAUCGUAAAAAAAUCUUAUUUUUGAAUUCAAAUUUUUUUGAUCUCACUAAAUUACAAUCUGCCCUUGAAAAAUUUAAGUUUUCAGUAUCUGCCUAUCACCUUCAUCACUGGUAUCUGGACGGAAGAUAGUGAGUUAACUUCAAAAUUUAAAAUAUAAAAUGAAUAAAUCAGAGAUAAAUAGGUCAAUAUUUUCGCAAUUAGUUGAAAAAAUCCCUUUAUAAUCAAAAUACGGCACAAACCAACCUUUUCAAAAUGAAAAUAACUAAUUAUCGUGAAAAUGAAUCUAUGAAAUCUGUUCAAAAAGCCUGACUGGAAUAUUGGGAGCCGCAAAAGUCUGCAACACUGCCAAAACGCUGGAAACGGCUCUUCGUUUCAAGCUUUUCAUGAAAAACGUCCAUGCUCCUUUGAACACCCCAGCGAAAAAUUAAAACAGAAUACACUCGUUUGAAAAAAAAAUAAAGAAAAACGAAAAAAAAAACCUCGUCUGUCGGGAAGUUCGACGUUUCUUGUUCCUACACCGUGCAGUCAGGAAUACCGUAGCCACGCCGAGAAAAAAAAUUAUUUCGUCUCUUCUUUCCUUCUUUCUUCGUUCUAAUCCUGAUGACUUUCAUGAAAAAUACUGCUUAGAUCCGUUUAACCAGCUAGAGAAAGGAAUAUUUUCAAGUUACAAUUUAGAACGUAGAAAAUUAAAACAGAUUUUUUUUUUAAUUUUUCAGUGGAUACGACGCCUACGGUCGACCCAAUCGAUAUCCCCAGCCGUACUUAUUUUACGGCCAGCCAAAAAUCAACAGUUACAGUCAGCAGUACUACGUCUACAAUAAUCAAUUGAGAAAAAGUACCGACAUGAUUAUAGCGAUGCCUUUGGCUGUAUAUUAUGGAUAA